UUGUCGGAAAAAGACUUAACAUUUGUACUUGUAACGGCGCCAUUUCAAGUACAAAAAAAAUCCGUAUCGACAGCACGAAAAUGUCCGCGUUUCAGAGGGAAGCUCUUGUGUGUUUUCUAUUUUUGUUUAUUGUGUCGUUGUGUAUCACCUAUGUUCAACCAUUCGUUGUAGAUGGUAAAACAGAGGAUGUGAAUAAAACUAGUGAUUUGUUCGAGACAAUCAAAACGGAUAUUGACAACGUACUCACACGAAAUGGAUUAAAUUUAAACGAAUUACAAGAAGCUGAUGGCCGGCAGAUCGGCGGUGGUGGUGGUCAUCAUGGUGGUGGUUUCGGUGGUGGCAAGAAGAAGAACAAACACAUGGCUUUUCGACGUAUUUUAUAUCCGGUUUUGAUGGGGCUUUUCAUUGCCAAAAUAAUUAUUUUUCCGCUUCUACUGAAAGCUCUAACAAUUAUGUCGAGCGCAUCGUUUGUACUUAGCAAAAUGUCACUGUUGUCGACGAUAAUGCUUGGCUUUAAGUGGUUCCUCACUCAACAUGCCACACAACCGCAACAGGAAUCGAAAGUUGAGGUAGUUCAUGUGCCGUUACGUAAAUAUCAAAAUCAGCAUACCGAAUGGGACAGAGAAACCGACAAGUACAGCAUACCAAUGAUGAACGAAAGCAAUGACAACUACUACAACGACCUCAAACCAACCACUUAUGUUAAAUAGGAUAAGAUAUUUAUUUUCUAUAUAUUGAAUAAAACAAAAAUUUAUUUGAA
Messenger RNA from Bradysia coprophila, 760 nucleotides. It is a transcript of the gene Osi13, whose product is annotated as Protein Osi13. The record is from RefSeq and is a predicted model, not a curated record. NCBI's taxonomy places the organism in Eukaryota, Metazoa, Arthropoda, Insecta, Diptera, Sciaridae.